Molecule: messenger RNA, 2137 nt
Organism: Ananas comosus (pineapple)
Lineage: Eukaryota; Viridiplantae; Streptophyta; Magnoliopsida; Poales; Bromeliaceae
Product: glycine--tRNA ligase, chloroplastic/mitochondrial 2-like
Exons: 17
Coding region: 266-1840 (524 amino acids)
Biological process (GO): glycyl-tRNA aminoacylation; arginyl-tRNA aminoacylation
Cellular component (GO): mitochondrion; cytoplasm; chloroplast stroma
Molecular function (GO): ATP binding; glycine-tRNA ligase activity; arginine-tRNA ligase activity
Source: RefSeq, a predicted model, not a curated record
AGAUUAUUUGACACAGUUUUAGUGGGUAACAUCGUAUUAAUUAUUUUAGGGGGAUAAUGACACACCAAAACUUGGCACCGGGUUUUGAUAUUUUAAUGGAAAUGCUUACGUCAGCUUUAACUAAUUUUCCAGUUAACUUCUUAGACUAAGAACUAACAUUUAGUCAGCACGUAGUAUCCGCCCCGCCUUUGAACCUUUUCUUUUUCUUUUUCCUUAUUCAUUAGGUCUGAACUUGUCACCUUCUUUUCUUUUCCUUUCGUUGACAAUGUUAUGGUCGUGGAAGCUCGUUAAAUUAAGAACUAAUAACUGGUACAUUCAUCAGAUGGAAACUGCAGAAUCAUAUCUGGACGCCGUAAAAAAGGCAGGAAUCUUGAUUGACAUGCAGGAGCGCAAGGCAAAAAUAUUACGUGACUCCAAUUUACUGGCUAGAAGUGUUGGCGGUCAUCUUACUUCACCGGGUAGCUUAUUGCUGGAGGUUGUAAAUCUUGUAGAAGCGCCUCUUCCAAUACUUGGACAAUUUGAUGCUUCCUUCUUAGAGCUCCCAGAAGAUAUAUUAACAACGGUUAUGCAAAAGCACCAGAGAUACAUUCCUCUGAGAUCUACAUCUACUGGCAAUCUACUGCCCUUCUUUAUUGCUGUUGCCAAUGGUGUGAUCAAGGAAGAAGUAGUUCGUAAAGGGAACGAAGCUGUACUCAGAGCACGGUACGAAGAUGCAAAAUUUUUCUAUAAAAUGGAUACUCAAAAGAAGUUUUCUGAGUUUCGAAGUCAGCUGAAUGGGAUUCUUUUUCAUGAGAAGCUUGGGACAAUGCUAGACAAGAUGGAACGUGUACAGAAGAUAGUUGCUAAACUAGGACUUGCUCUUGGAAUAGAUGAAAGGAUGAUCCCAGUUAUCAAAGAUGCUGCUGCAAUUGCUAUGUCAGAUCUUGCGACUUCUAUUGUCACAGAAUUUACUUCCCUUGCUGGAAUUAUGGCUCGCCACUAUGCUUUAAAGGAUGGUUACCCUGAGCAGAUUGCAGAGGCCCUAUUUGAGAUUAUGCUCCCAAGAUUUUCCGGAGAUAUCCUUCCAAAAUCUGAUGCUGGGAUAGUUUUGGCUGUUGCUGACAGAUUGGAUAGUCUUGUUGGUUUAUUUGGAGCUGGGUGUCAACCAAGCUCGACAAAUGACCCUUUUGGCCUGCGAAGAAUCUCAUAUGGACUUGUCCAAAUACUAACAGAGAACAAAAAGAAUUUGGACCUAAGAAGUGCAUUGACAUUAGUGGUAGAUGUACAACCUAUAGAAGUUGAUGCCAAUAUCAUAAAUGAAGUACUACAAUUUGUUACAAGGAGAUUAGAACAACUUUUGGUGGACAAGGGUAUUAAUUCUGAAAUAGUCCGCUCCGUUCUUCUAGAGCGUGCAAAUUAUCCGUAUCUUGCAUCACAAUCAGCUGUUGAAAGCAUUCCUGUGAAGUGCAAGUUUAAAGUGCCUAUCAAACUGAUGGAAGCCUUAUCCAGAACCGAACUGUUUCCAAAAGUAGUUGAAGUGUAUUCACGGCCAACAAGAAUCAUCCGUGGCAAGGAUAUCAAUAAUAAUUUGGAGGUAUCUUCGACAGCAUUUGAGAAAGACGAAGAACAAGCUCUAUGGAGUGCUUACUUGGAAGUUUCUACAAAAAUUCAUCCAGGUGUUGAUAUUGAAACUUUUGCGCAAACAUCUUUGCUAUUGCUACAACCCCUUGAAGAUUUUUUCAACAAUGUCUUUGUUAUGGCGGAGGACCAAAGUAUCAGAAAUAAUCGGUUGGCGCUUCUUAAGAAGAUUGCGGACUUACCGAAAGGCGUCGCCGACCUCUCAGUUCUACCUGGAUUUUAACACAACCAACAGCGUACUCCAACGCGUAACACAUUCCUUUUUUCUUUUUCUUUUUUGACAUUUGUAAUGAGAGAAUGUUCAAUAGAUGCUAAUUGUAUGAUCGGAGUAUACUAUUUAUUCUCUUGCCCUCGCGGUUACUUUGUGCUCCUUUGGUUAUGGUGAGGACCUUUUUCAAUAUAAAUGUGAUACUCUUACCACAUCGUAUGGAAAUGCGAUUAUAAUUGGGCAUAUAAGAGACCAUGGAUCCUAAUAAUAAUAAUUGGGCUUAAGUAUUUUGGGCCGGUGGUUUGGAUUCAA